UGCAACAUCACAUCCUCGGUCCUUCGCACCCCCAAUGCCACCUCCAACCAACCUUGUGGCCUUGCUAGAUGCAAUCAACGAUAUCUAGUAAAUUUGACUGCAGCUGCCACCGGUGAUGAUCUACACGGCACAUGCCUUGAGGGUUGAAUGGAGUCAGCUUGAACCAAAUAACCAACUGGGUUCCUGUCCGUCUUCGAAUUCUGUGAGGACACCAGGUCGCCAGGUGCAUGCUUGUCCUCCCUCGAAUUAAGGCCGAUUGCUAUCCCACCACUCCGGUUCUCGAAGCGUCUUUUGAGCAUGUACCAAAGAAUCGACCUAUACAUCGUUACUUAACUUGUAUCAGCCCUACGAAGACACUCCUAGUCGCUGCUUCAAUCUUACUUAUAGCCGCGAUAGCUACUUUGAUCUCACGACAAACAACCCCACCAUAACAUUCCGCUAGUUCAAGAUGUCGUCCCCCUCGUCAACGACAUCAUCUCCAAACCCGACCAACUCAGACCACAGUGGAAGUGACAGUGGCUCAAGCCCUACAAGCUCACCUCUGUUGUUCUUCGUGGCUCUCGGAUUUGGAGUUGUGUUCACUAAUCUCUGGUAUGUGCCCUGCCAACUCUUUCAUGAAUAGUUUGGGUUCUAAACUUUUGGUGAAGGAUCAUCGUUGGAGUGAAAUAUUGUUUUCGCUACAAUCAACGCAAUCGCCAGCUACGCAAUGAGGAGACCGGCGAACCUAUAGACUUGGUGGCCAUACCUAGGCCGCACAGGCGAAGAAGGGAGAAGAAGUUAAUGACCAUGGAUGAAGUUAAUGAUCGGUUUCCAUUAAUCAAGUAUAAAGCGUGGAGGUCUUCACGCGCCGAUGAUGGCCUUCCAACAGCAGGUGGCAUAUCGGCAUGGAGUAACACAUCUCAGAGCCUAAAGGAAGGUGAUAUUAAAUUAUCGGUCACUGCAGGUGUGCCAUGCUCCGAGAUUAACCCGGAAGAGAGCCGCCACGAUUUGUCCGCUUCACAGUCUGCCCUUGCAAAGUUUACGGAGCUGAAACAGCCUCGCCAAGAAGACAAAACGGAAAAUGACCUGCAGGCUACAGGGCAGGAAAUCUCCGAUCCCAGUACAAGACCGAAUGUCAUCAACGCAGAGGCACCAGGGUACGAAAAUAAUUCUGAAUGUCGUGGCCAUGACAUAGAGAACCAAAUAUGCACUUCAGCGCCCGUCGAGCUUUUACCUGACCCCGGCGACUCAUGUGCGAUUUGCCUUGACGUGAUUGAGGAGGAUGACGACAUACGUGGGCUGACGUGCGGGCAUGCUUUUCACGCCUCCUGUGUUGAUCCGUGGUUGACUUGCCGUAAGGCUUGCUGCCCUUUAUGCAAGGCUGAUUACUAUAUUCCCAAAUCCCGCUCUGAUCCUUCUGUUCCGACAACAAAUACAGAGCGUGUAGAUCGCCGUACCGCUGGUCGGGUGCCGGCUGUCAACCCACCAGAAGCUGUGUUUAUAGGAGGGCGCGCGGGCGCUAGCCGGGCUAGGGUCCCAUUGGCAAAUCGUCAUCAUUCACCUGGAGGGUCUAAUCGGUCUCGCUCAGCAGUAUGGCCUUUUUGGCGUUGGCAAAGUUCACAUACUCGGGAUGCGGGGGUGCCGUUCGAAACACAGGCAAAUCAUCGGGGGCAGCGGGGUUGGCGACCGAGGCUGUUUUUCCCUCGUUCAUUCCAAUUCCCUACUUUUUCGCAUCCUAAUCAAAGAAAUGGCGCAACAGAGGACCACACGCCGGACGAGCUAGAAUCAGGCACUGUUGGCCAUACCGGAUCUUAGCAGAAUUCAGAGUAUACGAUCUAUGACACGUUCUGCCAUUAAUUUUAAUUAGUAAAUAUUGCCGUAUAAUUGACUACUAGGUAUGCAAGGCUGAUUAUGGUUAAUUGAUUCUAAUAGAAUUUUGAGUGAUGCAGGCAAGUGAUACCGUGAUUAUCUUAGUUAAUCUAUUAGUAGAGUUCUCAGUUGAUUGUGUUGGAACGAGGUACUAGAAGCAGUAAAAUUGGUCAAAAUUGCAUAAGUUAAAGAUUAAUUCUUCUAAUAAUGAUCUAUCUAUAUCAGAAG
This is a messenger RNA of Aspergillus melleus, 2076 nucleotides long. RefSeq lists its product as uncharacterized. The record is from RefSeq and is a predicted model, not a curated record. NCBI's taxonomy places the organism in Eukaryota, Fungi, Ascomycota, Eurotiomycetes, Eurotiales, Aspergillaceae. The coding region runs from base 781 to 1794 and encodes 337 amino acids. Gene Ontology annotation, biological process: ubiquitin-dependent protein catabolic process. Gene Ontology annotation, molecular function: ubiquitin protein ligase activity. The transcript has a single exon. Gene Ontology annotation, cellular component: cytoplasm.